Molecule: messenger RNA, 2077 nt
Organism: Oxyura jamaicensis (ruddy duck)
Lineage: Eukaryota; Metazoa; Chordata; Aves; Anseriformes; Anatidae
Gene: FAM181A
Product: family with sequence similarity 181 member A
Exons: 2
Coding region: 402-1271 (289 amino acids)
Source: RefSeq, a predicted model, not a curated record
GAAAUGAUUGUAUUUAUUAGCUGUCUUUCUGUGGCUGUCCCCAUGGCAACAAUUUGUGAUGGCAAAGAAUGUGAGAAGGGGAGGCUGAUGCCUGAUUGGGAUGCUUUGUAUUUGGCAAAGUGGCUCCUGAUUGGCCUGAGAGAGCCCCGAACUCGGCGGAGUCGAUAUUCAUUCAGCUUGCUCAAGUGCUUGCUCAACUGCCUCCACACACCGGCUGCCUCUGCUCCGCCGGGGUGGCGGUGUGUAACCUGCCUAACGAGAUUAGCGGGAAGGGCUCUCCUCCACCAGCACCGCCGGAGAAGCCCCCGCGCGCCGGGCAUCAUACUCCAAGCCUGCUCGCAGGUUGCCCGGGACGGAUUAUAAACUUUUAAUGGAAAACUCUGCACGCGACGUCCAGUGAAAUGGCAUCGGACAGUGAGGUAAAAACCCUGCUGAACUUCGUCAACCUGGCCUCCAGUGACAUCAAGGCAGCUCUGGAUAAAUCCGCUCCCUGCCGCCGGUCAGUGGACCACAGAAAAUACUUGCAGAAGCAGCUCAAGAGGUUUUCUCAGAAGUACUCGCGGGUCCCGCGGUGCCACCCUGGCAAGCCGUCGGAGUGUGGCCCACGCCGGGGAGUGGAGGACAGGGCCCGUGGCUGCCAGCCCGAGGUGCCCGACCCUGGUCCCCACAGCGGGGCUGCUGCUGAGAAGGCGCUGCGGGCAGCCGAGGCGGAGGAGAGCCUGGCUGGGGAGCGGGCUUUGCUGGAGCAAAAUCCCGAGGCCGGCAGGCCCGACCAGGUGCCCAUGAGGAAACGACAGCUCCCUGCCUCCUUCUGGGAAGAGCCGCGGCCAGCCCAGAGCCUGCCAUCCAGGGGCUUCCCCCCGGGCCCUGAGGGGCUGUCAGCCCCCAGAGACACUCCUCCCUUUGAGGGGAAGAAAAGCAAAAGGAGCCUGGACAGUGCUGGUCCUGAGAGCCCCCCUGAGCCUGCCCUGCAUGCAGGGGAGAAAGACCCUGCUGGUGUCCUCUCAGGCCGGGUGGGUGCCUGGACCUGCUGCCCCUUCCCAUGCCCUGGGCCAGCUGUGUACCAGCCCCCAGGGACGCUGCCCCCAUCGUCCUUCCCAGGGCUGGGGCUGUGGAGGAAGAGUGCAGCCACACUGCCAGCCGAGGCACAGCCCUUCUGCAAGGAGGCGGAGGGAGCGGGACAGAAACUCUACAGACCCGUGGUUUUGAAACCCAUCCCCACCAAGCCUGCUGUACCCCCACCGAUUUUCAAUGUUUUUGGGUAUCUUUAGCCACGGAAAAGGGCUAGGGGGUGUCACACUGGACACGACAGCCCUUUAGAGAGAGCUGAAAUGUCAGGUUGGGCAGUGGGUAUGAGCUGCUGGCAGUGUGGGGAAGGAGCUUCUGUCCAGAGACGUCAGCAAACACGCUGUUGUCCUCCUGCACAGGCUGGAGUGAAUCAGUAACUGUUUGGCCUCCAUUCUCCUCUCACCACACGGGUGCAAAUCAGGAAUAAGCCUUAUGAAGCUGGUGGCAUGGCGUGUGAGGCAAACCAGGCCUCUUUUGUGGAAGCACAUUGUUCAAGCUAUGGCGAGGGGGCUCCGGGCCAUUCACAGCCCGCACUUGUAACACCUAGGAGACCUCCUCCAUGUGGGAACAUCUUCCCAGAGUUGCCGUCUGGCCAGAACAGCGAAAUGAAAUGAAUUAAACUGCUUGAAACAGUUUUUGUACUUUUAAGUAAUUCUGGAGACGUCAAGAUAUUCAGGUCACUUCCUUUUGCAUGCAAGAGACUGGAAGGACAGUAUUUAAUGUAGAAACCAUGUUUGUGGAUUCAUUUAAGCUCUCCUUGUGUGUAAAUACUGAGAGAAUUAAAAAAAUAAAGGAAGAAAGGAGGUAAUUUUAUUCUAGUGAUUCUGCAAAUGUAGUGUGUUUACUUUUGCCCCACUGGGUAGACACAGGUUUAAUUUGCAACUGGUGGUUAGACACGAGGGCUGAAAUCUCUGCCCAUUCAGAGUGAUGUAAAUCAAAUGUAAUUCUUCUGAGGCUGGGAAAUUAGCUGGUGUUAAACCAGUGUAAAUGAAAGCCGAAUGAAUUUCUG